Messenger RNA from Passer domesticus (house sparrow), 3526 nucleotides. RefSeq names its product gap junction protein gamma 1 (gene GJC1). The record is from RefSeq and is a predicted model, not a curated record. Bases 1902 to 3083 code for a protein of 393 amino acids. Gene Ontology annotation, cellular component: connexin complex. The transcript has 4 exons. Gene Ontology annotation, molecular function: gap junction channel activity. Gene Ontology annotation, biological process: cell-cell signaling. NCBI's taxonomy places the organism in Eukaryota, Metazoa, Chordata, Aves, Passeriformes, Passeridae.
UGCCUGGAAUGAGGCUGCCUUGACACCCACCUGCUGCUGGCUGUCCUGCCCUCCAGGUGCCCUCCGUCUCAGGGGAAUGGGGACACUGCUGGAGCAUUUCAGUUUCCUCCUGCCCCGCUGCUGUCCCUACCACACCUCAGCUGUCCUAUCCAAGGGCUGGAUUUGGAGCAUUUUACAGUAACUGCUGCUCCACAGUGCAGUUCUUCCCACCCUGGGUGGCAGGAGGUCAUCACUGUUUGAGGAGAAAUCUGAAAGGAGGUGAAAAUUUGAAUGUUAAAAUGUUUAAAUUCACAGUCAGCCCCCCUUGGGCUGGGUAGAGGAGGGGGCACCCCUGAGGUGCCAUUCCCUGGCUGUAUGUGAACACCAGCUGUGUUAACUCCAGAAAUUCUUCACCUGAAGCUGAUUUCUUUUUUCUCAUGUACCUGCUCCAAAUUCUUCUUCAUUCUCUGUGGAUGUCAGAGCCUGCAAGGCUUUAAUUCAGGAGCCAGCCCACUGUCAGAGAUAAGCCUCCUGAUAUUUCAUCAUGGAUCCUGCCUGCUCCAAGGAGCCUCCUCCGCUGGAAGUGCUGAAAUGAACUUAUGACAAAUACAAGAAAUGAAAGUCUCUCUCAAAUGCACUUUCUGGCAUGACUUAAAUUAGCUGAAAUUGCUGACAUUCUGCCUUUCUCAGAUGCGUGUCAGUGUCCAUAGACUUUUCUUUCAAACAUUGGAAAAUUAUUGAGUUAAAUGUUGCCAGAAACAGCCAGUGCAGGAGCGUGGGUGUACGUUGGGUGAAGGUUACUGUGAUGUGUCUGGGUGCUGCAGCACGUGGAGGAGAGGCACAAUGGGCCCCUCUGACCUUGGCUGAUCCCACACAACGGAAGGACACCACCGGAAUUCCACUUGGAAGUUCUUGGGUUUGUACUGCAUUGAAUUUGGAUGGGCUGAACCUUUCCAAGACUUAAUGACUGUCAUUUUGCCUGAACCAAAACAUUUCCUUAAAGACCAGGAAGUUCUUUGCCUGCUCCUGGGUCCUCCCGUGUUUGUCCCAGCAGCUCUGCUCAGGACUAGGACUAAAUGGACAAAGUGACACUUUCUUGGCAGACAGAAUCAGCUCUUGGGCAGCUUCAGAGCUGCACAGCCAGGACCCACUAAUUGGCAGGUCCUGGUUGCUGACCACAGGUUGGGUAAAUCCUCCUGCAUCCCAGGGCUGUGGGAGCCCCAGUGUAUGUCUGUGCAUAGGUCUGGCACUCUGUGCAUUGAUACAGCUGGUGGAAUUUGGGUUGGGAAUCACAGGAAUGAUUCCUAGGUUGUUUUUGGUACCUGUCUGCAGGUAGAAAAUGCACAGUGAAAAGCUGGCACGUACCUUGAAGAAAUUUCUUAGAUAGGAAAUAGCAGCUUGUCUAAAAGUAAAGGUUCUCUUACUGAAAUCUGCACUCAUUUCAAACUUCCCUGUCCUUAACUCCUGAGGAAUGUGACAGUAUAUGAAAAUUUAAAGGCUGGUUCCUGCUGUUACUCCAAAUUUACAUUGGCAACAGUGUUUAAUUAAUUUCAAAUUUACUUAGUAGUUUGCUUUCAGUGAAAAGUGUGGCCCUGACAUUUUGAGUGAAUAAGAAUUAGCCUCUUAAACUCCUUUGGGUCUUGUCUCUUUUUCAGUUGAUGAAUCACGAGGUGUCAGUGGGGACAUGCCUGCCCUGUCGGUGCCCAGGGUGAUGAGGCAUCUUCCCUGUCCCUCAGCUGGUUUUGAGCCUCCUGUCCCCACUCUCUGAUGCUGGAGCAACUGCUGAAGGAUGCAGCCGCAGGCGCCCAGGGCUGUCUCGCUGACAAGGAGCAGAUUCCUCAAAAGCCUGCGGAGGAGACGUAGGAUCUUCAAGGAAAUUGUGGCAGCUGGAUCCCGAUAGCAGAUAAACUCAUUUAACCACCAUGAGUUGGAGUUUUCUGACCCGCCUGUUAGAGGAGAUCCAGAACCACUCAACCUUUGUUGGCAAAAUCUGGCUGACAGUGUUGAUUGUGUUUCGGAUCGUCCUAAUUGCUGUGGGAGGAGAAUCCAUUUAUUAUGACGAACAAAGCAAGUUUGUGUGCAACACGGAGCAGCCUGGCUGCGAGAACGUCUGCUACGACUCCUUCGCCCCUCUCUCGCACGUCAGGUUCUGGGUCUUCCAGAUCAUUCUCGUGGCCACUCCCUCUGUGCUCUACUUAGGCUAUGCCAUCCAUAAGAUCGCCCGGAUGGUGGAGCACAGCGAGGCCAGCAGGAGGGCCAGGAGGAGGAGCUUGCCCGUCCGCUGGAAGCAGCACCGGGGCCUGGAGGAGGCUGAGGGUGACCACGAGGAAGACCCGAUGAUGUACCCGGAGAUCGAGGUGGAGAGCGCCCGGGAGAGUAAAGAGAAGCAGAGCCCUGCCAAAGCCAAGCACGACGGGCGGCGGCAGAUCCGCGAGGACGGGCUCAUGAGGAUUUACGUCCUGCAGCUGCUGGCCAGGGCCCUGUUUGAGGUCGGCUUCCUGGUGGGGCAGUAUUUCCUGUAUGGCUUCCAGGUGAGCCCCGUGUUCGUGUGCAGCAGGAAGCCCUGCCCGCACAACGUCGACUGUUUCAUCUCCAGGCCAACCGAAAAGACCAUUUUCCUGCUGAUAAUGUACGGGGUGAGCUGCAUGUGUCUGCUCCUCAACGUCUGGGAGAUGCUGCACUUGGGCUUUGGCACCAUCCGGGACACGCUGAACGCCAAGAAGAAGGAGCUGGUGGACUCUGGGACCUGUAACUACCCCUUCACCUGGAACACGCCGUCGGCUCCCCCGGGCUACAACAUCGCGCUGAAGCCGGAGCAGAUGCAGUGCACGGAGCUGUCCAACGCCAGGAUGGCCUACAAGCAGAACAAAGCCAACAUAGCUCAGGAACAGCAGUAUGGCAGCAACGAGGGCAACAUUCCCAGCGACCUGGAGAUCCUGCAGAGGGAAAUCAAAGUGGCUCAGGACCGCCUGGACCUUGCCAUCCAGGCUUACAACAACCAAAACAACCCCAGCAGUUCCAGAGGGAAGAAAUCCAAAGCGGGCUCAAACAAAAGCAGUGCCAGUAGCAAGUCAGGAGAUGGGAAGAACUCGGUCUGGAUUUAACGUUGACUCAGUUGAUAUGCUGUGGUUUUUUUCCCCUAGUUUAUCAUAACCAGCAGUCCCAUGAAUAAUGGCUUCCAUUAAGGGAAUAUUUGACUCUGCUGAUUUUCAGGGAUACCGUUGGCUCGUGAUUCAGCCCCAGAAAGGGUUUAUACACUGACUCUAGGACUUUAGAACUUUAUUCUUUUGUCUUCCAAGUCAGGAGACAAAUAGGUAUAUUUAAUUCAUUCUCAUUGAACGGUUUAUGCUGUAUGUACAGUAUUAUAGUACAUUUAUUAUGCACAAUUUUUUUGUAUUUGUACACUGGAUCUGAUGUUACACUUUUUAUAUCAACAAGGACAAAGCAAUGGAUAGCCAUUAGCAUUUUGUUAAUUUUAUUAUUGUUGUCUGCAGUUAUGUCAUUGUUCUUCCUUGUUUUCCAAGUAAAACUUUUUAUAAAACUUUUC